Molecule: messenger RNA, 753 nt
Organism: Penicillium alfredii
Lineage: Eukaryota; Fungi; Ascomycota; Eurotiomycetes; Eurotiales; Aspergillaceae
Exons: 1
Coding region: 1-753 (250 amino acids)
Source: RefSeq, a predicted model, not a curated record
AUGCAGUCCGCCCAAGAUGAAGCCCAGGAUCCAUCUCAGGAUCGACCAGGCACUCCACCCCGCCCGCCUUAUUCCCCGGUGACGCCGGUCUUCGCCCAUCUUGCUCCGAUCCCCAACGGCGCGUCUAUUGUACCACCAUCUUCGCCAUCUCAUACCACACAGACUCCGAUAGAACAGCCUCUGGCCGCGCCGCCAGUCUUCAAGCCCGAGCCGCCUCCCGUCCCUAUCUCCGAGAGCGAGAAUCCCGACGCCAUUGCGCUUCGUUCUGCCAUCUCUAUCCUGCAGCUACAAAAACAGCAAAGUUUGCGCGACAUUCAAGCGUUGGAUCGCAUGAAAGAAGUCGCGGCGGCUGAUCCGGAGGGGUUUGCGCGCGAGCUGGCGGCAGGACGUUUGCGCACCGAAGAUCACGGCGCUGUGAUUCAGUUCUCCGAGGACGACUCCAUGGAUACAGGUGACGAGGAUAAAAGUGAAAAGGGAGCAGAUGGCGACGUUACAUCGGGUUCGAAAUUUGGCCGCAUCCCACCUCCACAGAAUGUCGUGCGCAUGCCUCCAAUCAACUGGGCUAAAUACCAGGUGGUCGGGGAACCGCUGGAUCGCAUGCAUGAGGAACAACUGCGCCGCCCGACUUCCGGCGAGCCGAGACGAAGAGAGCCCGCGCCGGAGCAUGUGCUGGCUUCGCCGUACCGACCGCUCGUGGAUAAGUUGGAGACACCGGCGCCCACCGGUCGAGCCAGCAAGGCCAAAAGGCCGUGA